This is a messenger RNA of Caenorhabditis remanei, 1479 nucleotides long. RefSeq lists its product as uncharacterized. The transcript is spliced from 10 exons. Gene Ontology annotation, biological process: protein processing. Lineage: Eukaryota; Metazoa; Nematoda; Chromadorea; Rhabditida; Rhabditidae. Bases 1 to 1479 code for a protein of 492 amino acids. Gene Ontology annotation, molecular function: metalloendopeptidase activity. The record is from RefSeq and is a predicted model, not a curated record. Gene Ontology annotation, cellular component: plasma membrane.
AUGAAUAUUCUGUUACUCUUAGCAAUUGUUCAUCGUUGCAUAGCUGUUGAACCUCCGCAGCCGUUUGAUUUUGUAGAAGACGCUAUAGUGAAGUACGUCAAUCACAGUGUAGAUCCGUGUGACAAUUUCUAUCGCCAUGUGUGUUCCUUUGAUAGCCCCAAUGAUAUCGCUGUAGCUGCGUUAAAGGAAGUGUAUACUUAUAUCGAAGACAUUCAAAAAAGUUCUUUGUGGAAUCAUUUGGAUAUAGUUAAUUCUUUUAAAAGUUUCGAAUCAAGAAAAAAACUGCUGAGUAGUACAGAGGCUACCAAUGAUUUUCUUAUUGAAUCAGUUAAGACUAUAUGUGAGAAGAAAGACAUGGAUUCCGUGCAUGCUUUGUUAUCUGGUAUUGAUACACUAGAAAAUCGUUUGAAAAAUACAACAAUGAAAAAACUAAGAAGUGAAAGACAAACUGAUAUAGCAGGCUGUAAUUCGUUGUUAGAGACAUUUCGAGAAGUUCUGACUGAAAAAUCAAAGGAUCACGUUAUUACGGCUUGGGAACUCAUCUCAAACUUUCACGAAGCUGCGACAAGUUAUGUCAAUACAGCAAACAGUAUCAAUGCACAUUUAGAAGUUGAUGUUCGGUUGGGAAUUGAGAAAACACGAAAUAUGGUCGAAGAUAUGUUGAAAACGGCGGAAACAUAUAUAGAGAAAACUCCUUGGGUGAAAAAACAAAAUGUUGUCUCACAAGUUAAGAACAUCACAUCACAAUUAAGAAUACAAGACAAUUUUGGCAAAAACUUUCAAAUCGUAACUGAUUUGUUAUUUACUUAUGAAAAUAUCCUUACAAAAGGAAAAGGACAUUUUACCACUGAAAACAAUGCUUACAACGACCAUCCUAGUGUUAGCUUUGGAUAUCCUUACUAUUAUGCCAGUCAAUAUGGAAUCGAACAAGCAACCAAGCUCGGAUAUACUGGAGUCGCUGUUGGACACGAAAUAGGGCACACAUUUUUCGAUGAACAUGACAAACUGCAACACUUGCCGUACUUCUCAAAAAAGGUUGAGGAGUGUGUGCAGAAUCAGUAUAAUGCAACAUGCAUGGAGUUUAAAGAACAUUCGUGUGCUACUACAAAUGAUUUUUUGGAUGAAAAUGGUGCAGAUAUUUUUGGGUUACACCUUGCCUAUGAACAUUUGAAAUCAUAUUACGGUGAAAGAAUAAGAACAAAAAUAGACAGAUUGAAAAUGACAUACGAACAGCUGUUUUUCUAUGCACAUGCAAUCGAUUUUUGUAGUGGCACUUUAUCAUUUGUGGACAAAAAGAAAAAUGGAAAGUAUGAAGAACAUUCCGCAAACAAUGUUAGAGUAAACGUUAUCGUGCAACAUCCAGAGUUCAAGAAAGCUUUCAACUGUUCAGCAGAUUCAAGGAUGAUAAAAUCGGCAACAAAACAAUGUUACAUUUAUGGGAGUAAAGCACCGGAAACAUUGAAAAAGAUAAACAACUGA